This is a messenger RNA of Cooperia oncophora, 486 nucleotides long. Lineage: Eukaryota; Metazoa; Nematoda; Chromadorea; Rhabditida; Trichostrongylidae. The record is from the annotation of a GenBank genome assembly.
AUGGUUCCGUUUCUGCGUGUGGAAACACCUGUUCCUCAGGAACCUGUGAUUAACGAGGAGGAUCAUCAUCAAAAUUGCUCAAAAUGGCGUAAAAUUUCGAAAAAGUUAUCAACUAAACGGAAACGAACUAAUGAGCGAGUUCAAGAGUCCUGUUUGGAUGACAAAAACGCGAACAAGGAGACACACGCGGCCAGAAUCAGCCGUGAAAUGAAGACAACCGUUGAAGCGAUUGCCUAUAUUGCUGAACAUAUGAAAAGCGAGAUGAAUGAUAAAAAGACUCGUGACGACUGGAAGUAUGUGGCCAUGGUUAUCGACCGACUGCUUCUUCUCCUGUUUUUCGGCAUCACUUUGGGUGGAACUCUCGGCAUAAUCUGUUCUGCACCACACGUUUUUGAUUUCGUUGAUCAGGAGCGGGUUAUCAGACAACUAAAUGCUAAAUACAUGAAUUCGACAGAAGAACUGCUCACGACGCCGGCCACAUUCUAG